Messenger RNA from Sporothrix brasiliensis 5110, 2616 nucleotides. Its product is annotated as COPI vesicle coat beta' subunit. Gene Ontology annotation, molecular function: structural molecule activity; protein binding. The transcript has 8 exons. The coding region runs from base 1 to 2616 and encodes 871 amino acids. Gene Ontology annotation, cellular component: COPI vesicle coat. Lineage: Eukaryota; Fungi; Ascomycota; Sordariomycetes; Ophiostomatales; Ophiostomataceae. The record is from RefSeq and is a predicted model, not a curated record. Gene Ontology annotation, biological process: intra-Golgi vesicle-mediated transport; retrograde vesicle-mediated transport, Golgi to endoplasmic reticulum; endoplasmic reticulum to Golgi vesicle-mediated transport.
AUGGCAGCAGCAAAACCACACGCCCGCUUGGUUCAGGGCCACGCAGCUGCUAACGUCGGAUUGUUUCUACAGAGAAGCCUCUUCGCUCGCAGCGAGCGGGUGAAGGGCAUUGACUUUCACCCCACCGAGCCAUGGAUCCUCACGACGCUGUAUUCCGGCCAAUGCCACAUCUGGAACUUCGAGACCGGCCAGGUAGUCAAGACAUUCGAGCUCACCGACGUGCCUGUCCGCGCCGGACGCUUUAUCGCGAGAAAGAACUGGAUUGUCUGCGGCAGCGACGACUUCCAGAUGCGUGUCUACAACUACAACACGUCCGAGAAGAUUACAGGCUUCGAAGCUCACCCCGACUACAUCCGUGCCCUUGCCGUCCACCCAACCCAACCGUUUGUGCUGUCCGCUAGUGAUGACAUGACCAUCAAGUGCUGGGACUGGGAGAAAGGAUGGAAGUGUGUCCAGGUCUACGAGGGCCACAGCCACUAUGUCAUGGGCCUUGCCAUCAAUCCCAAGGAUACCAGUCUGUUUGCGUCCGCCUGUCUCGAUAGGACUGUCAAGGUCUGGUCGCUCGGCUCUAGCACCGCCAACUUCACCCUUGAGGCCCACGAGACGAAGGGCGUCAACUAUGUCGACUACUACCCCCAUUCCGACCGCCCCUAUAUCCUCACAACGUCGGACGACCGCACCAUCAAGGUCUGGGAUCUGACCACCAAGUCGUUGCAGGCCACUCUCGAGGGCCACACAAACAACGUCUCCUUCGCCGUCUACCACCCGGAGCUGCCGAUCAUCGUCUCCGGUUCCGAAGACGGCACCAUCAAGAUCUGGCACAGCGGCACCUACCGCCUGGAGCAGUCCUUGAACUACGGUCUGGAGCGCGCAUGGUGCGUGUCCUACCAGAAGGGCAAGCAGGGCGUCGGUGUUGGUUUCGACGAUGGUGUCGUCGUGAUCAAGAUGGGCCGCGAGGAGCCUGCCAUCUCCAUGGAUGCCUCCGGCAAGGUCAUUGCCGCCAAGAACAACGACAUUGUGUCUGCCAUCAUCAAGCCCGAUCCAUCCACCAAGGACAACGACCCCAUCAACCUGCAGACCAAGGACCUCGGCCAGUGUGAAGUCUACCCGCAGACCCUGCAGCACUCGCCCAACGGCCGCUUUGUGGCGGUCUCCGGCGACGGCGAGUACAUUAUCUACACUGCGCUGGCGUGGCGGCAAAAGGGCUUUGGCAGUGCCUUGGACUUUGUCUGGGCCAGCAAAGACAACAGCAACGACUACGCCGUCCGCGAUUCGCCGACGUCUGUCAAGAUCUACAAAAACUUUGUUGAGAAGUCCGGCGGCCUGGACGUCGGUUUCCAGGCAGACGGCCUCCACGGCGGUGUCCUGCUCGGUGUGCGCGGUGCAGGCGGCGUGUCCUUCUUCGACUGGGCGACAGGCAACCUCGUUCGCCGCAUCGAAGUCGAGCCGCGGGAGGUGUACUGGUCCGACAGCGGUGAGCUCGUAUGCUUGGCGUGUGAGGACACCUACUACGUCCUGCGCUUCUCCCGCGAGAACUACAUCGCUGCCGCCAACGCUGGCGAGGUCGACGACGAUGGCGUUGAGGCAGCCUUUGAGGUCAUUACCGACAUCAACGAGACGGUCCGUACCGGCAAGUGGGUCGGCGACUGCUUCGUCUACACGAAUAGCACAAACCGCGUCAACUACCUCGUCGGCGACCAAACGUACACUAUCUCGCACACCGAUUCUCCCAUGUACAUUCUGGGCUACAUCCAGAGAGACUCUCGAAUUUACCUCGCCGACAAGGAUCUGAAAGUUACGUCUUUGGCGCUGUCUGUGAGCCUGCUGGAGUACGAGACAUUUGUUCUCCGCGGCGAUCUGGAUGCGGCUGCUGAGCUGCUGCCAACCAUCGAAGAGAGCCAGCUGAACAAGGUGGCACGAUUCCUCGAGGGCCAAGGUCUCAAGGACCUCGCCUUGGAGGUCGCCACGGACCCCGACCACAAGUUCGACCUCGCUCUGUCGCUUAACCGUCUUGACAUUGCGCUCGAGCUGGCAAGAUCUGCCGCCGUCGAGCACAAGUGGAAAUCGGUUGGUGAUGCUGCACUCACGGCAUGGGAUAUCAACCUCGCUACGGAGUCGUUUACGCACUCCAAGGACCUGGGCUCGCUCCUGCUGCUGCACAGCUCCACGGGCAACCGUGAGGGCCUCGAGAACCUCGACAAGCUGGCCGUCGAGGCUGGCGCCUACAACAUUGCCUUCAACUGUCGUUGGCUGCUGGGUGACGUCGACGGCUGCAUUGAUACCCUCACCAAGACCGGCCGCCUGACCGAGGCUGCCUUCUUCGCGCAGACCUACAAGCCAAGUGCUGCGCCGGCUGUUGUUGCUGACUGGAAGCAGAGUCUCGAGAAGGCCAAGAAGGGCCGCGUCGCCAAGAUGAUUGCCGUGCCCGGCGAGGAUGACGAGCUGUUCCCUGCCUGGGACGAGUGGCUGCAGCUCGAGAAGGAGGGCGGCUCCGCUGACCCGACGACACUAACGGCCGCUGCGGCCGCCAACACCAACGGCGCGGGAAAGGAGGCGGAGGAGGCUGCGAACGAUGGGGAAACGGCAGCAGACCCCGAGGAAGAGGACGAGGAGUAA